UUAUUGUUUAUUGUAAUGUGGCCUUCGCCAGAACACCCAGUUAAUGGAGGGAUCGUCCUCAACUUGAUUUUGUAUGUUCUACCAGAGGGAUAUUAAUAAAUAAUGUUGAUGUAGAACAUCACGCUCCAAACCGGAAGUAACACUAUGACGUUACCAUAGACAACAGCAUCAUUGUUAAUGUUAGCGCCAUUACGCAGAGAAAGUUGUUUAGCGCCACUUUCAAAAUGGAAUUACCUCAGAGGAGGAAACUUCUACUCUUUGAUGAGAAAAACGACAUAACUUACUUUGAGAUGAAAGCAUGGAAGGCUGUGGUACACACAGUCGUGGCAGCCAGUCAGUUAUAUGCCGACCAAAUCGACCAGGGAAGAGAAAUACUCAAAUUCUUCUGUGAACUACGCUUUCAACACAGCCAAAAAAGAUAUAACUCUCAGUCCAGAGCUGAACGAUUCAAUCAAUGCCUGGCAAAGAUCAGUGAUUUCCACAAAGAGGUUCUAGGGGAUAUGGUUAAACAUACAGGCCCAGAUGGACCAUUUGGAGACCUUCUAAUGUCAGACAAUCAUGUAUUCGAGCAGCUCCUGAGGAGGGCAGCAGCCAUGAAGAAAACACAUCUGAAGCUGGAGAAGAAAGCAGCACAAGCAUGGAAGUAUUAUGGACGGAGAGUGAGGAAGAAGAAGGACCUGUAUACAAAACUGUCUGGCACCAUGACAUCUACCGAAAUAGAGCUGGACAAAAAGUACACCACCUUCAAAUCAAAAACAGAUGCUGCCUUGACAAGAUACAACAUCUUCUUCACCAAUGAAGUCUGUGAACGCGAAGUCUUAGCUCAGGAAACGGAGAAUCUGAAAGGAGACUUUCUGGAACAAGAGAAAACGAAGCUCCAUGCAAUGUUUGCAUCAAUCAAUAACCUUGUAGAGAGGAUGGAGAAACUCACUCCUCCAGCACUGAGCUGCCUGGAUUAUGAACCAGAGGAGGCAGACACAACAACCAUGGCUAAAGAAGUAUGGGAAUCCUACCUCAAGAAACACACAUUCCCAAAACAUCAGGAUGACCCAACAAGCACUGAGGAUGUGGAUGAAGUCAGUGAAGAAGCUAUUUCAGAUGAUGAGGACAAGGAAUCAGUUGAUGAUGAAGACUCGGAUGAAGAACUGGACAUCACAUCUCUUCAGGCUAGAAAGAAAGAGACCACUUCCUGGAGGAAAUCCUGA
Messenger RNA from Haliotis rubra (blacklip abalone), 1205 nucleotides. RefSeq lists its product as uncharacterized. The record is from RefSeq and is a predicted model, not a curated record. The transcript is spliced from 9 exons. Bases 225 to 1205 code for a protein of 326 amino acids. NCBI's taxonomy places the organism in Eukaryota, Metazoa, Mollusca, Gastropoda, Lepetellida, Haliotidae.